AAUAUUUUUAAGCAUUUCUGAUACGACUGUCACUUAUAAUUUGUAUAAUAUUAAUCAAUAGACGAGUAAAAAAAACUGUUCAAAUUAUAUUUUGUAUUGUAUGAAAAUAAUUUAGAAUGCACCUCUAAUUUCAACAUGUCAAAACAGGCAAUUCACAUUACCAAGGUCUUGCAUAAUUAGGUCUAGUGUGAUCUGAACGUGAGUCAACAUCAACUACCACAACGAGUGAAGUCAAAAUCGACAAUGCUCGACUGAGGACGCAAAAGACAAAAGAUGUUUCUCUCAUGUUGGACAAAGCUGCUGUUCACGUUACAGCACACCAGGAGGAAACUUCUGAACAACAGCACCCGCUCCUUACAACACUUGAGACAAUACACAUCUGGCAAGACUCGAAGAGUUGUAAUCACUGGCAUAGGCCUCGUGUGCCCUCUUGGAACAGGGACUGCAUUCGUGUGGGAGCGUUUAAUCAGUGGUGCAAGUGGCAUUGUUGCGCUUCAAUCGGAGGAGUACCAAACUGUCCCAUGUAAAGUGGCAGCCAUGGUACCCAAAGGAGAUGAGGAGUGGCAGUUUAAAGGGGAGAGGUUUGCCACUCGUGGGGAGAUCAACAGUAUGUCGCCAGCCACUGUGAUGGCACUUGGUGCUGCCCAGCUGGCACUGGAGGACUCUGGUUGGUAUCCCAAGAGUCUAGAGGAGCAGCUGAACACGGGUGUAGCUGUGGGCAUGGGCAUGGUGUCUCUAGAAGAGAUCGCCCGUACCUCUGCCACCUUCCAAGCUAAGGGCUACAGCAAAGUCAGUCCCUUCUUUGUCCCCCGCAUCCUGGUCAACAUGGCCGCCGGCCACAUCAGUAUCAAACACAAGUUGAAGGGUCCCAACCACGCUGUGUCCACAGCCUGCACCACGGGAGCACACGCUAUCGGGGAUGCCUCCAGGUUUAUCGCCUAUGGGGACGCCGUCGCCAUGGUUGCUGGGGGCACAGAGUCCUGCAUCGGUCCUCUGGCGAUUGCAGGCUUCGCCAGAGCACGGGCCCUGGCCACUAAGUGGAACGACAACCCCAGGUUGUCAUCGCGGCCAUUUCACCCUGAGAGAGAGGGCUUUGUGAUGGGGGAGGGGGCUUCUGUGGUCGUCCUGGAGGAGAUGGACCAUGCCAAGCAGAGGGGCGCCAGGAUCUAUGCCGAGGUGCUUGGGUACGGCUUGUCAGGGGACGCCAGCCACAUCACUGCACCCACUGCAGAUGGAGACGGAGCUUUUAGGUGCAUGUCCGCAGCCCUCCGCAACGCAGGCGUUGAUCCUGCAGAUGUGACGUACGUGAACGCACACGCUACCUCCACGCCACUGGGGGACGCUGCAGAGAAUGCUGCCAUCAAGAGACUCUUCCAGCAGCAUAGCCGCUCUCUGGCCGUCUCCUCCACCAAGGGAGCUACGGGGCAUCUCCUAGGGGCGGCAGGUGCCCUGGAGGCAUCCUUCACUGCCCUGGCAUGCUACCAUGGAGUUCUGCCACCCACACUAAACCUGGAUCACACAGAUCCAGAGUUUGACCUGAACUAUGUGCCCUGCACGGCUCAGCAGUGGAAGACGGAGGGGCGGCGGAUCGCUCUCACAAACUCUUUUGGAUUUGGUGGCACAAAUGCCUCCCUUUGUCUUGCCAGUGUGUAGAAGAAGAAGAAGAAAAAAACAAAACAUUUGAGCCCAUCCCUUGAAUGCUAAUGCAAAAUUGUUUUGAGACUUGUGGAGACCAGCAGAGGGUGCUGGCUCACUGAGAGCUGCUGUUUCACUGUGAUAAACUCUAGGUCGUAAUGUGUAAUUUCUCUGAACUUCCUCUCCACCUGGGGCAUUCACAUACACUGUAGUCAGAUUAGGUCCUUUCAUUUCACACUGCAGCCUUGAGGCAUAGGUAUUAUACUGCAGUCAGUUUCAGUUUUGCUAUCCACACUGUGCAGCUUUAAACGCAGUAAAUGAGUGUGUUCUGAUGAUUCAUUGUGUUUUGUGUGACAUAGUAAUUUAUUGUGAGUGACCUGUUGAUUUAAAAAAAUAGUACAGGUAUUAAGUGAGAUCUGAGCUAUUGAUCUGUGGAGUCAGGCCAUUUAAGUUACCAUGGUAAUAACAAUAAAUGGUCAAAAUAAAACAACAGAGUUCAGUGAUGUGAUUGGCAAGGUUAAAUGGGGAGAAAUAGUGACUCAGAAUGGAAAUGGAAGUCAUUGAGAAACAAUUUUCAAGGAGAUGGAGAAGUUAUCAUAAUCUUUCAGUAUGAGUGACCAACAAUCAGCGAUUGUCUUUCAAAGAAAAACAUCUACAGUAUUAUCCAUAGGGACACUUGUUUGCGAUUGCUCACAUAAAAUGUAAUAUUAUUUUGGGCACUAUAAUUAUCCUUGUAUUCCCCACAGGAUGUUAGAUGUUGAGUCGUGGUCUAGGACGUUGAGUAUGUAUAUACUGUAUGCAUGUGUUUGGCUUCCCUCCAAACGACUGUUAAAGUGGUUGAUGUGACAAAUAUGUCAAAUCUUGCAUGCAUAGAUUUAUUUUCCAUGUAGGUUGCUGACGCAUGUACGCCUGUUUAAUGUAGGAACUCUUGAAUACUUGUUCAGUCACGACUCUGAGGGAUAGCAGAUGCAAUGUGACACAAGUAUGAUGAAUUGAAUGGGAAAGUCUUUUUCUAAAGGCCAUUUUUAGGGAUGGUGUUUUAUUAACUCUUACGGAUGUCCUAUUCUGUUAAUGAAGAAAUGAAUAAUUAAUUCUUUUUUUUAAUUUGAAAUUAUUUGACAGGGACAAAUGAUAAUGACAUUUCAAGGGGGAGGCUGGGUGUGGAGGAGGGAUUGAAAGAGGAUAGCCCUGGAUCUGCAUGUUGAAGCUGACCUGAAACUUUAGGACUUUUUUCUGAGAUUUUCGAUGGACCCAGACUGUAAACUUCAGCUAUGUUUCAAUGUUCGAAAGCAUCUCUCUUAAGGAAAGUUAACACAGAGCCUGGGUCUGCUCUUAUAUUUUAUGUAGUCUUCUGAAUGAUUCUCGUACCAUUGGGAAACCACAUUAA
This is a messenger RNA of Hypomesus transpacificus, 3022 nucleotides long. RefSeq names its product 3-oxoacyl-ACP synthase, mitochondrial (gene oxsm). The transcript has 3 exons. The coding region runs from base 274 to 1653 and encodes 459 amino acids. NCBI's taxonomy places the organism in Eukaryota, Metazoa, Chordata, Actinopteri, Osmeriformes, Osmeridae. Gene Ontology annotation, molecular function: 3-oxoacyl-[acyl-carrier-protein] synthase activity. Gene Ontology annotation, biological process: fatty acid biosynthetic process. The record is from RefSeq and is a predicted model, not a curated record.